GCUCCCUUUAUUUUCAGCAGCCUGGGAAUGAUUUUCUUGAUAUUUUCUUGGCAGGUAAGAGAACAUGAAAAAAAAAAUUGGGGUUUUGCUGCCACUAAUCGCCAUCAUUCAUAUAAUUCUAGCUCAAGGCCAACAAGGAUUCAUCAGUUUGGAUUGCGGCUUACCCUCGACUGAAGCGUCUCCUUAUGAAGAGAGUUACACUAAACUGCUGUUCUCUUCGGACCAAACGUUCAUACGUAGCGGAGGAAAUGGUCGAAUCGCAAAAAAUCCUGAGGGAUUCGCGAAGCCAUACACGACGCUGAGAUAUUUUCCAGAAGGGAAACGGAACUGCUACAGUCUAAAAGUUGAGAAAGGCAGGAUGUAUAUGAUCGUGGCUAGGUUCGUGUAUGGAAAUUACGAUGGCUUUGACCUUAAACCAAAGUUCGAUCUGUAUCUUGGACCUAAUCUAUGGACCACAAUAGAUCUGCAAAGACUUGGGACGGAUAGUACUUCCGAAGAGAUCUUACACAUGCCAACGUCAGAUUCGUUGCAGAUUUGUCUUGUCAAGACUGGUGAAACUACACCGUUUAUUUCGGCUUUGGAGAUACGGGCACUGGGAAACGAUUCUUAUAUCACUAAGUCUGGUUCCAUGAGGCGUCUCUCGCGGACAUACUUUAGCAAGUCAGGAUCUAAUAUAAGGUACAUGAAAGACGUCUACGAUCGCGAAUGGGUGUCAUAUGGAGAAUACUUUCAAAAGGAAUGGAGUAAUAUUUCCACCGCUCUCGAAGUGAACAAUUCCAACAAAUAUCUUCCACCAAAAGAUGUGCUGAUAAAUGCUGCCACGGUUACUGAUGCUAGUGCACCAUUCACGAUUGUUUUGCCUUCAGGAGGUUCUGGUGAAGAGUACUACUUGUACGCACACUUUGCCGAGAUCCAAGACUUGCAGGCAAAUGAUACCAGAGAAUUCAACAUCUCACUGAACGGAGAAGUUUUAUCUGACCCUAUCAUUCCUAAGAAGCUUGAUAUAACUACUGUCUCAAGCGUGGGAACUUGCCAAGGAAGGGAAUGCCUUUUGCAGCUCACAAGGACCAGCAGAUCAACUCUUCCACCUCUAAUUAAUGCCUUGGAAAUAUUCACAAGCAUCCGACUUCCGCAAUCUAAAACAGAUGAAAAUGAUGUGGCUGCUAUUAAAAAUAUUGAGGGCAACUAUAGCUUGAGUAGAACCAAUUGGCAAGGCGAUCCAUGCGUCCCUAGACAGUUUUUGUGGGACGGGUUAAACUGUAGUACCACGGAUAUGUCUAUACCGCCAAGAAUCACUUCUUUAAACUUAUCUUCAAGUGGUAUAACUGGAAACAUAGCAGCUGCCGUUCAAAAUCUUCCACAACUAGGAAAACUGGACUUGUCAAAUAAUAGCUUGACUGGAGAAGUGCCAGAGUUUCUCGGCAACAUAAACUCCUUGAUGUUCAUAAACUUGAGUCGGAACAAUCUUAGUGGCUCAAUUCCACAAGCUCUGCAAAGGAAAGGACUAGAGCUAUUGGUUGAAGGAAACCCCAUGCUUUGUCUCUCUAAUGCAUGUAGAAAACGACCUAAGAAGAACAUUCUUGUGCCAAUUGUUGCAUCAGUUGCUUCUGUAGCUGUAAUUUUUGCUGUAUUGGUUCUUUUCCUUGUACUGAGAAAGAAAAAAUCAGCAACGGUACAAGGUACACCUACGGAGAAUGAUACAUUUGCUAAUAAGAAAAGCAGAAGGUUCACAUAUUCCGAGGUCGUCGAAAUGACAAAUAACUUCCAAAGAGUUAUAGGCAAAGGAGGUUCCUGUAUGGUGUAUCAAGGUACUGUAAAUGGUGCCGAAGUGGCUGUUAAACUACUCUCUCAAACUUCAACACAAGGCUACAAACAAUUCAAAGCAGAGGUUGAUCUUCUUCUGAGAGUUCACCAUACAAAUUUGGUGAGUCUCGUCGGUUAUUGCUAUGAAGGAGAUCAUCUGGCCCUCAUUUACGAGAAUCUGCCCAAUGGAGACUUAAAACAACAUUUGUCAGGAAAAGGAGGUAGAUCCAUCAUCAACUGGAGUAUUCGUCUACGAAUAGCUUUGGAGACAGCUCUAGGAUUGGAGUACUUACAUAUUGGAUGCACACCACCGAUGGUUCAUAGAGAUGUCAAAACUGCCAACAUAUUGCUAGACGAGAAUUUUAAGGCUAAACUUGCUGAUUUUGGAAUCUCAAGAUCUUUCGGUGGAUGCGAAGCUCAGGAAUUCACGGAAGUUGCUGGUACUCAUGGAUACAUUGAUCCCGAGUAUUACCGUACAAACCGGUUGGCUGAAAAGAGUGAUGUAUAUAGUUAUGGGGUCGUGUUAUUGGAGAUGAUCACAAACAAACCCGUGAUCUCUGAAGAGUAUCACAUAGCAGAAUGGGUUGGCACUAAGCUUAACCAAUGUGAUAUAACUGAGAUCAUGGAUCCAAACCUUUGUGGGGGUUAUGACUAUAAUUCUGCAUGGAGAGCUCUUGAGCUGGCAGUUGCAUGUACUGAUACUUCUUCCUCAAAGCGACCAGUCAUGUCUCAGGUUAUCAACGAGCUAAAAGAAUGUAUUGCGUGUGAAAACUCGAGGAUGAGUAACAAUCAAGGCUUAGAAUCUCAAGAAAUUAACAUUAGCUUGGAUACUUCGCUAGUUCCUGGGGCAAGAUAGUUUUGAGUGUUGUAUACCUGUAGUACCAAUACAGACUCAACAAAUAAAUUUGUUAUUUACAUAGCAUAAUUCGUAAAAUUGCCAGUGUGGAAAGACAAGUUACUUGAUUUUUCAAGCCGA
Messenger RNA from Raphanus sativus (radish), 2779 nucleotides. RefSeq names its product receptor-like protein kinase At5g59670. Gene Ontology annotation, biological process: protein phosphorylation. The record is from RefSeq and is a predicted model, not a curated record. NCBI's taxonomy places the organism in Eukaryota, Viridiplantae, Streptophyta, Magnoliopsida, Brassicales, Brassicaceae. Bases 65 to 2659 code for a protein of 864 amino acids. The transcript has 13 exons. Gene Ontology annotation, molecular function: protein binding; ATP binding; protein kinase activity.